GGUUCUUUGGCCAAGGCGUCGCCGACGGCCAGACGUGCGGCAUAGUCACCUCCUUGGCAACUGGGUUUCCGAUUUCCUUGGGACGUGGUCAUCCACACGCCCUUUCUGGCACCCCGCGUGACCUUUGCCCCUUUCACACCUCAACCUGCGGCUGGCCCUUGGCCAGCGCCGACGACGUGCUUGGCCUUGCAUGGGCCUUUUCUCCAAUGCUCCGCUGCCAGCGGGAGGAAACUCCUUUGCCUUCCGGCCUGCUGAGGAAAAUUGCCCAUCUCUUCCAGGGCCUGUCCAGAGGCAUUCCUGCCGUCAGCGAAGCGAGGGUGUGCAGGGAAGGGGGGUGGGAGAGAGUGCGAGUGCGACCUCGGGCACUGGGAGCAAAGAGACCAGGCGGAUGAAACAUUAACCGCGCCUCGUGCAUCUGGUGGGGCGGCUGGCAACCUCUGGGGUCUGCAAAGGGAAAAGAGGGGGGGUCUCUCUUUCCAGGAGCAAGCUCAGCUAGGAAACCAGGCUGCAUGCAUAGCCCCAGCCGGGGCGCAGGCGGAGAGUGCUGAAAGCUUUCCUGUGCUCAGACCUCUCCGCAAGGGAGGAUGGCAGCGUUGCUGUUCGUGGUGAUCCAAAGAGGCAAGCAGGGGAAGGUCCGCCUGCGGUGCUCUUCAGAAGGGGAUGCCCGGGCCCUCUGAGAGGCUGGGUGUUGGCGAAGAGGCUUGUUUCACCAGAUGUGCCGAGGGCCGGCAACAAGACCACGUUCCAGGGCACACGCAGCUGGCUCCGCCGAUUGCUGCUGAUCUGCUCCAAAGUCUUUCCUCGACAAGCUGGUCGAACUUCCUGCCGUCUGGAGAAGGUGGGGGGAGGCAGAGAGAGUGACCCCCCUGCCCUUCCUUCCUGGGACCGAGAGCCCGUCCGGUUGGCCGCACCAAAAUCACCACCAAUGGCCCGCGAUGGAGCAGGCGGGGUCCGCUAGUCUCUAGGACCAUGAAGUUUUGGCUAUGGGGAUAUCUGGUGAGUAAGCGCUCUCUCCUGCAGCUGCCAAGGGGGAGGUCAUCUUCAGGGUGCCAGCCACAGCGAUCGAUCGGGAUUGGGCGAGUGCCAAAGGAAACGGGCCAGCGGCAGAAGCAGCGAGCUCCUAGCUCAGGGAAAGGAGAUCUCGGAGCGCGAAGGGAUCUAGGCCAGGCUGCUGAGGUCUCAUCGGCACAAGACCCUCCGCAGGCUGCUAGAGAGGCUCUUUCCUUUCCUGCUAGUGUUGGAACUCCUGGCCCCGCCAGCAUUGCUCACCCCAUUGCACCCCAUCUGCGACCCCCGAGUCAUGGACAAGUACAUCCUGGAAGCCCAGUGGGCCGAUCAAGACAUCGCGAGGGUCUGUGCUGCCUCCUGUGGCUUGUCGGAAACUGUCCAGGUGCCAGACACCAAGGUGAAUUUUCUUGAGUGGAAAAUGAUGACUAGAGCCAGGCAGGCAUCCGAGGUCUGGGGCGGCCUGGCCCUGCUCCUGACAGCCUUGAGCCAAGCCCAAGAGCGCCACCCAGCCACGCUGGAUCAACUGGCCAGGAUGAGGAGUGCCUUGCUCAGCGUCAGGGAAAUCCUUCGCAGUGUCAACGUGGAGGCAGACGCCAGACUGCUGGACACGCCCCCGACCCCCACGUUGAACAUCCGGACAGUGGAGAAGCUCCUCAGCAUCUACCUGAACUUCCUUCGUGGAAAAGCCAACUUGUACAUCACUGAAGCCUGUCGGAAUUACGCCAGGUGACAGCGGGAGGCUUGCUCCUCUCGCCACUCGCCCUGCGGCCCCCGUUGCGGGGGGGACUCACUGUGUUGCCAGGUGGUAGCCUGACCGACUGCCAAGCCUCAGCCGCACAAACGCACCCGCGCACACGCACGCAUGCGCACCAGGGCUCCCUGGGGACGGAGUUGCUCUGUCCGUGGGGAACCCAUCCCUCACUAGGACUGGGGCCUGAGGGGCAGCGGCCAGGCCCUCCUGCAGGCCCACCCACCCACCCACCCCACUCAGGAGUGCAGGAACCGGAGCUGGCGGACACAGGGCUGUGCCAGGAACAGGUGGAGGCCUAAUGUCCACGUCUGCCCUGCAGCUCCAAGCAGAGAGGGGAAGUUCUGGAUUCCAACCAAUAUUCCCCCGUCACCAGGGACCCUAAAGCCUCGCGAGGCGGCCUGGAGCCAGCUAACCCCAUCAGCCCCGCUCUGUGUGGCUCGCAGCUCCAGGGGUCGGGGGUGCCGCCUGGGCAGGCCUCCUCUCGGUGGGACCGACUGUUGACGUGGCCCAGGGCUGAAGCAGGGCCAGCCCCGCGGGGGCUUCUUGCCUCAGCCCUCUGGGAGAAUGGCCUCCUCCGGGUGAGUUUGCAGGGCCCUUCCACCCGCCCCCCCCCCCGUGCCCCAACAGCUGCCGUUCCCUGAAGUCUACCAAAGAAAGGAGCAGAUCGAAUAAAUGGAGACCAGCUUCAUUUGGAAAGGUCUUAUGUAAAUAAAUGCUGGGAAGGGGCAUUUAGAGUGGAAAGGGGAGGCAGUUCUCAUGCUCAAGCCAAGACAAGUGAUUGACGGCUGCCAUGGGGCUGCAGAGAACUUCUCUGCCCAGCCAGGGGUUGUUUUGCGGCUGUUUCUCAGAAGGGGAAAAUGGACUUCAGCACCCUGUUCCAGAGAUGUCUUUGUACAUACGUGUAUAGUUUUGUUCCAGGGACUUUCUGAGAGUUUAUAUUUGAUAUUAAGUUAAAGGUGUGAAAUAUUCUGUAUAUUUAUCUCAUGAGAGCUUUGGUGGAAGUCGACUUUGAGAUGGGAAGGAGUCCCUUGGCAGAUGGGGCA
Messenger RNA from Eublepharis macularius, 2802 nucleotides. RefSeq names its product erythropoietin (gene EPO). NCBI's taxonomy places the organism in Eukaryota, Metazoa, Chordata, Lepidosauria, Squamata, Eublepharidae. Bases 1301 to 1738 code for a protein of 145 amino acids. The transcript has 5 exons. Gene Ontology annotation, cellular component: extracellular region. Gene Ontology annotation, molecular function: erythropoietin receptor binding; cytokine activity; hormone activity. The record is from RefSeq and is a predicted model, not a curated record.